AUGUCUCCACAAAGCAGGGCAAAAAGCCAUGAAGGGAGAAUAAUCCCUUUGGAAGAAAGUGCGGGGUCCCUUGCCGACUUGGAUUUGGUCGUUGUCCCCAGUCAGAUAACCGUUGCUGAUAACGAUGGUAUGCUCCUGCCAAUCGACGAAGAGCUUAGCGCAAGAAGUAGCGCCUCUGACCUCCAACAACCAAUGGACCUUGCCGUUCCUCUGGAGGAAGCCCCAUCGAAAUUUCCCUACCUCUUGGCGCUACUAGAUUCUGGUAACAUUGUGUUGCAGGUGGUAUACGCUGCGAUCCGCUACUAUGCCAAACACAACGCAUCUCCUAUCGCGCGCCGUUUGGACGAUGAUCUGGGGUUUGGAACCUUCGGCAAACGGUUCAACAUCUUGCUUGGCGUUUUGAGAUUGGUGGUGCUUCGCAGAGUGGUCCGUAAACUUGUGCUUAUCUUCCGGAGUGUCCUUGGACUCACCAAGGAAUUGGCCGAACUAGAAGGAAAGGCUACGGUUCCAUCGAAUGACGCCUUCGACAAGAUCAUCUCUCGUAAGAUCCAUCUGCGAAUCUCCAAGUUGGACUGGGGUGUUGUGCGGUUGACGAUCGAAUUGGCCGCCGUCGCCUACGAUUUCUACUACCAAAACUUAGCCUCGGGCACCAGUAUGCUUACACAGAGGGCCGGAGUCGCAUUACUUAGUUGCGGGCUUAGUGGUGCCAGAGUAACCAGGAAGCUUCGGAAAGGGCGGAUGUACGAUUACUUAUAA
Babjeviella inositovora NRRL Y-12698 is the source of this 756-nucleotide messenger RNA. RefSeq lists its product as uncharacterized. NCBI's taxonomy places the organism in Eukaryota, Fungi, Ascomycota, Pichiomycetes, Serinales. Bases 1 to 756 code for a protein of 251 amino acids. The transcript has a single exon. The record is from RefSeq and is a predicted model, not a curated record.